Molecule: messenger RNA, 6756 nt
Organism: Ceratina calcarata
Lineage: Eukaryota; Metazoa; Arthropoda; Insecta; Hymenoptera; Apidae
Gene: fz2
Product: frizzled 2
Exons: 2
Coding region: 884-3103 (739 amino acids)
Biological process (GO): non-canonical Wnt signaling pathway; canonical Wnt signaling pathway
Cellular component (GO): plasma membrane
Molecular function (GO): Wnt-protein binding; Wnt receptor activity
Source: RefSeq, a predicted model, not a curated record
AAGGGAGCCGAUGCUGAAGGGGAUAGAGGUUUGCCGAAGCGUUCCGAAGUCGACCGAAAGUCUGCUCCCACCAACGCCGCGGAUCGCUCGGAUCUCGGCGUUCCUGUUUCCUUCGGUCGCGUUCACGUCAGUGCGUUCUCGGCCGACGUUAGGGGUGGCUCGUGACUCGAUCUGCCGUCCCGCACGUGUAUCGUUCGCAAUACACCGCGUCGUCGCGUCUCCUUACCGUCGUCGCGUUUCACGUGCGUAACAUUUAGAUAGCGGAGGCGUGCGCGCCGGGAGUAAAUAUCUCGAGAUACGCCGUCGUGCGUUCGGUCAGUGUAUCUGUGCGUGGUCUAUAGAGAACGAGAACGCGGACGUGGAAUAGAAGGCGCGCGUUGUGUGAUCCCGCUGCCGUGUGCAAGCAUUCGACUCUGCUCCGCCGUGACACACGUUACCCGUGCGUAUAUACACGUUUGCGUAGCUGAUUUAGUGGCUAGGCUGUGUGCAUAUAGUGUGUACACACGACCGAGGAGCGGACCGAGUUUAGCCGUGUCUAGUUAGCAGUCGGUCGAGAGGAGAAAAAUACCGAGGAUAGCAGAGACACGAAAAAGAGUGGAGACCAGCCCGGAAGGAGAAGCGUACGCAGCUAGAAGAACCAGAGAGUGGUGUUCAUCCGAUUUAGGUGUAAUCGGGCGGCUCUAUUUCGUUUUCGUUUGCCGUUCACUCCGCUGAUAAUGGAUUAAUUCUCGCCGGGGAGUUUUCACCCCGGCGCGGCGGAGCGGCUGAUCAUAGUCCGGAACAGCGAGGAGCGGUACACACGGCCCAUAGCGGCAGCACUCAGCGAUAAAUCAAGGCCGGAGUGAUGCGAUCCACGCAGGAGUAAGCUAGACGAAAUACAAAAAUGGGUCUCGUUCGACGGCCAAAGCUGCUCCCAAGCCGAACGAUGGCAUCCCUCUUGGCAUUGCUGUUACUCGCAGUGUUACCAAACGCUCGAUUAGAGUCUGCGAUUAAUCCGGUGGGCAACGGAGGUUCAGUGUCAGGCGGUUCCUCGUCGUCCUCUUCAUCGUCUUCCUCAUCAUCCAUGGUGGGUGUCGUUCCUGGGAACGGAUCCCCUUCGGGAGGCAUGGCCGGGUCCGGUAACAGCGUCGUCGGGGGUGGAAACAGCGGCGUUGGACACUCGUCCCUAGGCGGUGGAACACCAAAUGGAAACGGGAGAUGCGAGGAGAUCACGAUCCCCAUGUGUCGUGGCAUCGGAUACAAUCUGACGGCGAUGCCGAACGAGUUGAACCACGAUAAUCAAGAAGAAGCUGGUCUCGAGGUGCACCAGUUCUGGCCGUUGGUAGAGAUCAAGUGCUCGCCCGAUUUGAAGUUCUUCCUCUGCUCGAUGUAUACGCCUAUCUGCUUGCCGGAGUACACGAAACCGUUACCAGCGUGUAGGAGCGUCUGCGAGAGGGCGCGAGCCGGUUGCGCGCCUCUGAUGCAGCAGUACGGAUUCUCCUGGCCGGAACGGAUGGCCUGCGAGCGACUACCGGCUCACGGCGACCCGGAGAACCUGUGCAUGGAGCAGGACAACCAUACCAGUAGCACGGGUUACGGUUCCGGUAACGGAGGGGCCGCGAGCAGCGCGCCGUUGCCACCGGCGGCACCGCCGCGUCCGACGAGGCCGUCGAAGACGACGCAGCCACCGCGGUGUAAGCCAGGCAAGAACCAAAAAAACUGCCAGCAUCCCCCGGGGGAAAGGGCGAGGGAUUGCGCGUGCCGUUGCAGGCCACCCCUCGUACCCCUGGGGGCGGGGGGCACGGUAAUCCCGAUGCCGAUAAGCGGCAGCACCGGCAGCAUCGGCAACGGGGCUGGCCUGGCAGGCAUGGCCGUAAGUGGAGUCAUACCGGCGCCGCCGAUAAGCAUCGCCAGGAACAUAAUUCAGGACAUUGCCGGAGUACCGAACUGCGCGCUACCGUGCCACGGGGCGUUUCUCACCCAAGAAGAGCGCGGGUUCGCGGCCGUAUGGCUGGCGUUGUGGAGCGGCCUGUGCGCCGCAAGCACGCUCGUGACCGUCACCACGUUUCUGAUCGACACCCAGCGCUUCAAGUAUCCUGAGAGACCGAUAGUCUUCCUCUCGGCCUGUUACUUCGUCGUCUCGAUCGGGUACCUGUCGAGAAGCAUGUUCGGCCACGAGGAGAUCGCCUGCGACGGCCCGGCGUUGAAAUCGGGAGCGCAGGGACCGGGGGCCUGCGUGACGGUCUUCCUAAUGAUCUACUUCUUCGGGAUGGCGUCCUCGGUCUGGUGGGUGAUCCUCGCGUUCACGUGGUUCCUCGCGGCGGGAUUGAAAUGGGGCAACGAGGCGAUAGCCUCGUACUCUCAGUACUUCCAUCUGGCAGCUUGGCUGGCCCCCACGGUGCAGACGGUGUCCGCGUAUAUGGCCGGGGGAGUGGCGGGCGAUCCAGUGGCUGGAGUCUGUACGGUGGCUCCGGACGGGAUAAGAUCGUUCAUCCUGGUACCGCUGUUCGUGUACCUUCUAUUGGGAACGAGCUUCUUACUCGCGGGAUUCGUCAGCCUGUUCCGAAUUCGAUCGGUGAUCAAGAGACAGCCGGGAGCGAAGGCGGACAAACUGGAGAAACUGAUGAUACGCAUCGGCGUGUUCAGCGUUCUGUACACGUUACCGGCGGGCGUCGUGCUGGCGUGUCACAUGUACGAGACGGCGUUGAGAAACGAGUGGCUCACUUCGCUGGCCUGUCCGUGCCAGCCGAGGGCGAGGCCUCUCUACUCCGUCCUGAUGCUCAAGUACUUCAUGGCGCUCGCGGUAGGCAUCACGUCAGGCGUGUGGAUAUGGAGCGGCAAAACCGUCGAUUCGUGGAAACGUCUGUGGAGGCGCUUGUUCGGCGGCGGGAGCGGCGGAGGCGGUCACGGAGGCGGCGGCGCCGGUAUGGUAGCCGGCGUGACAGGCGUCAGCGGCGGCAUCGGCAGCACCAGCAUCAAGGGCGUCGUAGGUCGUGUCGGAGUUCCAUAUCCGCCGGCGCCGGGACCCGGGAGCGCGUUGCUUCCGCCCGGGAGCGUGGCCAGCGCUUCUCAACACCAUCUCCACCAUCACGUCCUCAAACAACCUCCGCUCUCGCACGUAUGACGUCACCAGUCGGCGGGGGGCGACAUGAACACCGCUGGCUGCGAUCAGCAGCAGCAACAGCAGCAGUCGGUCCAACAGGAGAGGCCUUCCGCCCUUAGCAACUACGGGCCCAUUUAGCCCUUCGCCUCGGCCUCGCGCAGGCAUCUGCCGCACACGGCGCCUAACACGGCGCCGCAUACGCCGCACUCGGCUGCGACCAUAUAUUCGAGGAGGUCGUUGGCGUCGACGACGGGCCCGCUCACGCCAGCCCACGGCCUCGCGCCCUCGUACACCCAGGCCACCGAAGUCUGAAUCGAUCCCCAUUAGCGAGCCAGCGGCCGGGGGACGUUUCACGAAUUUCACGUGUCGGGGGCGUGCGGGUUUCUUCGAUGCGUGAUCUAUGGCGUGUGGCUCUUUCGAAGACGCAUCGAACUGCGUCGACGAUGACUCGCGAUGACGGUGCUUCUCGAUUACCGGAUAUACGUAUUAGCCCGUACGUGUCUUUGCCGAUCGAUCUCGAGUCAUCUUAUCUUCGUGUCGUUCUUGCCUGGUAUCGCGCGCGGUAUAAAUAAGUCAGUGGUUCUUAAUUCUUUCAAAAUCAUGGAACGCUUACAAUUUCAAGGGCUCUUUCAGAAAUAUUUUUUAACAAUGAUUUUUUUAACGUUUUAAUUUUUCACCGAUUCUCAAAUUUCGCGCGUUCCCGGAACACCGGUUAAGAACCACUGAACGAGAUAUUAUACUGAUGUUUCGUUUACCGUUUCGAUAAAUUUUAGAUGUCUAUUAAAACGUGAAACCGGUAUCGCGCGAUUUAAGCGAAAUCCGCGGAACGCACACAAACACGUACGUACUAUCAGUGGCGACACCAGGCGGCGACAAUUCCGAUGGGUCGCUCGAGAUCGGCCGGCUUUAGUGAGAUUGCGAUGUCGGCGCGCGUGAGUGGAAUGUAGUGUCUCGUGUAAAUGAAUCGUGCGAAUGGUACCGCGUGACAGGGACUCACUCUUUUUAUCCGUAUCUAUCUGUAACACUUUUCUUACUUAUAUAUACCGUAGCGGAGUUCGUACAGUCCGCAUGUCCGUCUAACGUGUAUCGUCUCGUCUAUUUAUCUAACCUAGCCGUAAAGCUGAAGAAGUGUAUUAGGUGUGAAACACAGACGUGAUUAGGAUAUGUCGUUGCUUAAAGGUUACGGCGGUGGCCGGGCAUUCCAAAACGCGUCUUUCUAGUUUCGUACAUUUCUUUUUUGUUCACUUGCCUAGUCGGAGAGGGCACGCGGUCUCGAAACACGUGUUGUUACUCGCGUGGGCAGGAAGUGUAAUCGGCGGAGAUCGCGCGGCAAUGAAAGUACCACGGACGAAUACAGGCUCACCGCCGUCGAUCGUAUGAAGUGCGACCAGCAAGUGUAUAGCAGACGUAUAGAGGAGGGAAGCUGGAGAACGAAAGGUAAUUGUAAAUAUCAAACUUAGACGUUAGGUCAAAGACACGCUGUAAAUAUAAAGAGGGUAAAAAUCAGAUGAAAAAAAAGAACGGUUUAUCGGUCGCGAAAUAAACGUUGUACAGAAACGCGUGAUUCGCAACGAUAAUCUCGCGUUCCUUUCGUCUCGUGUCUUUCGAAGAAAAUUUUUCUUCGCGUUAUUCUUGAAUAAAAAAGAACACUUGGUGCAAUGAAUAAUGUUUACGACAAUGGGGGGACGUUGGAAAACAAAUAAAACGAUGCUUCGAAGGAGCCGCUAGUCUUGCCACGGGGAAAGGAACGCGUGAAUCGUAAAUGCGUUUGCGAGUAAGAAUACGAAAGGAUGAGCGUGUUUGCGCUCGCUUAUUAUUUCGCACCUUUUUCACCGCCGAACGAAGCCCCUCCCCUUAAACUUUUACCGGUUUAUAUAUAGUACCACGUAUGUUAUAACUGGCGAAAAAUACGGAGGUAACAAGUGACACUUGCUCUUUCCUCUACCUUGCACGGCUUCUUGUCUAGGGACAAUUCAAGCCGUGCUUUCGAUACGCACACUCGCAGUACCAAACCCCCAAACCAUCCCCCACCCACUCCCGAUACACGUACCGAUCGUACAUACUCGCACAUCGUAGAAAAUACACUUCUGUGUACCCUCCCCCCUGAGAAUAAACCGUAUACAGGUAAAUGGAAAGGAGGAAGGUCCGAACAAUUCGUGUGUUUCUUUAAUGUCCGCGCAAUAGAGAAAAAAGUAGCUGUUGAAAGACAAGAAUGCGAAAUCGAGUAACACGCAUAAACCGUUAAGUACGUAAAUAUAUAUAAAUAUUAAAGAUACAUUAUAAAUAUAUAAAUAAAUAUAUAUAUGUUCGCGGAGGCUUGUCGACGCUUCUGCGACACUAUGUCGAUAUUUCAGAAUUUUUGUAAUCGCUGGAAGAGAGUGGGGAGGUCGAAGCAGGAGAAACGGUAUGUACGAUUCCCGGCGACGCGUUUCUUAUCCCGUGCUCUGUUUCACGAGGCGUCCGAAAAAGGGUUGCAUCGCGUGCGUACAAAUUCCACCGACGUUGUUUGGACGAACGGCAAACGAGAGAGAAGGCGAGAAAGAGAAAGAAGAAAGACACACUCCUGGUUAUGCAGUUCUAUCUCGCGGUCAGCGUUGGCGUUUUUCCUCUUUCUGUUUUUUUUUUUUUUUUUUUUUUUUUUUUUUUUUAAAGCGAAGAAGCGUUCGUUGGAACUUCGUCGGCUCACGCGAUCGGCCCGCGGUAUGUCUUACGAUCGGAGCAGGUGGGUGCGCGUGUGUGCACGCGGUGAAAAACGCGGACAAAAAAAUCGGGGAUACAAAAAAAAACAGAUGGACUGAUAAGAGAAAAAACGAUAUCUGCCUCAAGCAACUUAAAAAACAAAGUAAAGAAAAACAGGACACCCGUGUCGCAUCCCGGAACGGGAACCACUGCCAAACGAAAAAACGUACACGUGUAAUGUUGUAAAGUAGUGAGAGUUAAAGAACCUUUAGUGUCACAUAUCACGCCAAGCCGUUACGAGCGAAAACGGACAAUGUCGCGUUCGUGGACGAGCAGUGAAAAAAGCAGAAAAAGUGUAAGUGAAUGAAAGAGAGGGACGGAAUGAGAUGGUCGCGGGUGAAGAAAAAAAGGGAGAGGAGGAAAGACAUAGGGAAGUAAGAGGCGAAACAGAGCGCGAUGCGACUCCGGUACCGCAACGACGUCGGUAGGAAUGGAUUGAUGCGAAAGAAACGAACGCGACGCUUUUAAAGAAACGAGAGGGAGGAGUUUAUAACGAGUAUUUGUAAGCCACUUUUUGUCACGAUGAUUGUCAAUAAAAUUGAAAAUACUGUGUGUAACGGGUGUGUCCAGGAAUUCCCUUCAAGUCGGCCAAUUAGCUGUGUUCUCUUUUUGAUUUUUUCUGAUAGAAAAAAAUGUUUGAUAUCCGAUAGAACAAGUAUGUGCAUAUUUUGCAGAAUCUCGAUAGUAGUCUCCCUCUAUUCUUCUUUCGUGCGUUCUCCUCGUUCGGCUUUUGUGUUUUUUCCUCCCGAAAGUGCUAUGGAUUCCUACUCUGUACUUGGUCCGAAUUUUACGCUCGACCGCCGUCUUUGUACAAGUUCUUUACGUUGCCAUAGUAGUUAAAAGAGUAACCGACGACCGACCACCAUAUCGUUAUAAUAUACAUAUACUGAAAUCAAAAUUGUAUACGAUUUUUAAUAUACUUUAUUAUUAUUUAA